Messenger RNA from Chinchilla lanigera (long-tailed chinchilla), 3894 nucleotides. RefSeq names its product myosin binding protein C, slow type (gene Mybpc1). NCBI's taxonomy places the organism in Eukaryota, Metazoa, Chordata, Mammalia, Rodentia, Chinchillidae. The record is from RefSeq and is a predicted model, not a curated record. Bases 88 to 3720 code for a protein of 1210 amino acids. The transcript has 31 exons. Gene Ontology annotation, molecular function: protein binding.
GCCGCCGUCACACUGACCUCCUGCACUGCUCUCUGCGACCCGGGGCCUCGUCCACCCGCACCCGAGGGGAGGAAACUGACCACGGUCAUGCCGGAGCCCACUAAGAAAGAGGAAACCGAGGCGCCGGUCCCCGCCCCCGACCCCGACCCCGCCCCGACCCCCAAAGAACCAAGUAAAGAGAAGGAGGCGGGAAGUGCACCAGCCAAAGAUGAAGAGGACGCGUCCCCGCCUAGCGCCUUGCCUCCAGGUCUGGGUAGCCGGGCCCUGGAGCGGAAGGACUCAGAAUGGUCCCUCGGCGAGUCCCCUGGCGGUGGCGGCGGCGGCAGCGGUGGCGGCGGGGAGGAACAGGACAAGCAGAAUGCCAACUCGCAGAUGUCCACCCUGUUUGUGGAGAAGCCGCAGACAGGAGCAGUGAAAGUUGGUGAGAACAUCACCUUCGUGGCCAAGGUGAAGGCGGAGGAUCUGCUGCGCAAGCCCACCGUCAAGUGGUUCAAGGGCAAGUGGAUGGACCUGGCCAGCAAGGCGGGGAAGCACCUGCAGCUGAAGGAGACCUUCGAGCGGCAGACGCGGAUGUACACGUUUGAGAUGCAGAUCAUCAAGGCCAAAGAGAACUACGCGGGCAACUACCGGUGCGAGGUGACCUACAAGGACAAGUUCGACAGCUGCUCCUUUGACCUGGAAGUGCACGAAUCUACUGGGACUACACCAAACAUCGACAUCAGAUCCGCCUUCAAGAGAAGCGGAGAAGGUCAAGAGGAUGCAGGAGAACUUGACUUUAGUGGUCUCCUGAAACGUAGGGAGGUGAAGCAGCAGGAGGAGGAACCCGAGGUGGACGUCUGGGAGCUGCUGAAGAACGCGAACCCCAAUGAGUAUGAGAAGAUCGCCUUCCAGUACGGCAUCACCGACCUGCGGGGGAUGCUCAAGCGGCUCAAGCGCAUGCGCAGGGUGGAGAAGAAGAGCGCAGCUUUUUCAAAAAUUCUUGAUCCUGCAUAUCAGGUUGAUAAAGGAGGCAGAGUAAGGUUUGUUGUGGAACUGGCAGAUCCGAAGUUGGAAGUGAAAUGGUACAAAAACGGUCAGGAAAUUCGACCCAGCACCAAGUACAUCUUUGAGCACAAAGGGUGCGAGAGAAUCAUGUUCAUCAAUAACUGCUCCCUGACAGACGACUCGGAGUACUACGUGACGGCUGGCGAUGAGAAGUGCUCCACGGAGCUCUUCGUGAGAGAGCCUCCGAUCAUGGUGACCAAGCAGCUGGAAGACACAAACGCUUACUGCGGGGAGCGAGUGGAGUUAGAGUGCGAAGUGUCUGAGGAUGAUGCCAAUGUGAAAUGGUUUAAGAACGGCGAGGAGAUCAUCCCCGGCCCCAAGUCAAGAUACAGAAUUAAAGUGGAGGGCAAGAAACACAUUCUGAUCAUAGAAGGGGCGACCAAGGCCGACAGCGCGGAAUACUCGGUGAUGACCACGGGCGGGCAGUCCACCGCUAAGCUCAGCGUCGACUUGAAGCCUCUGAAGGUCAUGACGCCCCUGACUGACCAGACGGUAAAGCUUGGCAAAGAAAUAUGCUUGAAGUGUGAGAUCUCUGAGAACGUGCCCGGGAAGUGGACGAAAAACGGCCUGCCCGUCCAGGAGACUGACCGGCUGAAGGUUGUCCACAAAGGACGAAUCCACAAGUUAGUCAUCGCCAACGCCCUCCUUGAAGACGAAGGGGAUUAUGUGUUCACCCCUGACGCCUACAAUAUCCCUAUGUCCGCCAAAGUUCAUGUUAUUGAUCCUCCCAGGAUUAUCCUGGACGGCCUGGACGCAGACAACACCGUGACAGUGAUCGCGGGGAACAAGCUGCGUCUGGAGAUCCCCAUCACCGGGGAGCCCCCUCCGAAGGCCAUCUGGAGCCGGGCGGAUAAGGCCAUCAUGGAGGGCAGCGGCCGCAUCCGGUCGGAGCACUACCCCGACAGCAGCACGCUGGUCAUCGACGCGGCGGAGCGGGACGACUCGGGCGUCUACCACAUCAACCUGAAGAACGAGGCGGGCGAGGCCCACGCCAGCAUCAAGAUCAAGGUGGUGGACAUCCCGGACCCCCCCGUGGCCCCGAACGUGACGGAGGUGGGAGACGACUGGUGCGUGAUGACCUGGGAGCCCCCGGUCUACGACGGCGGCUCUCCGAUCUUGGGCUACUUCAUCGAGAGGAAGAAGAAGCAGAGCUCCAGGUGGAUGAGGCUCAACUUCGACCUCUGCAAGGAGACGACCUUCGAGCCCAAGAAGAUGAUCGAGGGCGUGGCCUACGAGGUCCGCAUCUUCGCGGUCAACGCCAUUGGCAUCUCCAAGCCCAGCAUGCCGUCCAAGCCCUUUGUGCCCCUGGCUGUCACCAGCCCUCCGACGCUGCUGGCCGUGGACUCUGUGACAGACACGACUGUGACGAUGAAGUGGCGGCCCCCGGACCAGAUCGGCGCCGCCGGCCUGGAUGGUUACGUGCUGGAGUACUGCUUUGAGGGAAGUUCCUCCGCCAAACAGUCUGGUGAGAAUGGGGAGGCUGCGUCUGAUCUGCCAGCCGAGGACUGGAUCGUCGCCAACACAGACCUGAUCGACAAGACCAAGUUCACCAUCACCGGGCUGCCCACGGACGCGAAGAUCUUCGUGCGUGUGAAGGCGGUGAACGCGGCGGGCGCCAGCGAGCCCAAGUACUACUCGCAGCCCAUCCUCGUGAAGGAGAUCAUAGAGCCUCCAAAAAUCCGCAUCCCGAGGCACCUGAAGCAAACCUACAUCCGCAGAGUGGGAGAAGCCGUCAACCUGGUUAUCCCUUACCAGGGAAAACCAAGACCAGAGCUGAGCUGGAAGAAGGACGGGAAGGAGAUCGACAAGAAUCAAAUCAACAUCCGCAACUCGGAGACGGACACCAUCAUCUUCAUCAGGAAGGCGGAGCGCAGCCACUCCGGGAAAUACGACCUGCAGGUCAAGGUGGAAAAAUUCACGGAGACCGCGUCCAUCGACAUCCAGAUCGUCGACCGUCCAGGGCCACCGCAGACUGUGAAGAUAGAAGACGUGUGGGGGGAGAACGUGGCCCUGACGUGGACGCCGCCCAAAGAUGACGGCAACGCUGCCAUCACCGGCUACACCAUCCAGAAGGCCGACAGGAAGAGCAUGGAGUGGUUCACCGUCAUCGAGCACUACCACCGAACCAGCGCCACCAUCACGGAGCUGGUCAUCGGGAACGAGUACUACUUCCGGGUUUUCUCGGAGAACAUGUGCGGGCUCAGCGAGGACGCGACCAUGACCAAGGAGAGCGCCGUGAUCGCCAAGGACGGUAAAAUCUACAAAAACCCCGUGUACGAAGACUUCGACUUUACAGAGGCACCGAUGUUCACACAGCCCCUGGUGAACACCUAUGCCAUCGCGGGGUACAACGCCACCCUGAACUGCAGCGUCAGGGGGAACCCCAAGCCCAAAAUAACCUGGAUGAAAAACAAAGUUGCAAUCGUGGAUGACCCAAGGUACCGGAUGUUCAGCAACCAGGGCGUGUGCACCCUGGAGAUCCGCAAGCCCAGCCCCUACGACGGGGGCACCUACUGCUGCAAGGCCGUCAACGAGCUGGGCGCGGUGGAGAUCGAGUGCAAGCUGGAAGUGAAAGGCGGGCUGUCCUUCUGCAGGCUGCUACUGCAGGGCGUGCCUCCCAACAUCAUCGACUCCUACCUGCGCGACCUGCACUGCAGCUACCCCGACGAGUACUGAGGGCCGGCGCCGCCUCCAACUCCGCUGCUUCGAAAUCUGCUUGGAAAGAGAGAGCAUUUUCUGGCUUCCCGCCAGGCCGCUAGUGUGGUCAGUUUCUUUCCUCCUAAUGUUAAAGAGAAGGAGAAAAAAAAAGAGUUUGCACACGAUUGCUUCAUUAAAAAUUGCAAAAUCUCA